AUGAAGAAUACCGUCUUACUUAGGAUUACCAUCGUAUUGAUGAUUUUCAAUGAUUUACAUAGUGAAGUACAUGGAAGUUCUAGCGAAAAAUACUCAUCUCUAUGUGUUUGCUAUUCGACACCGAACGAACUUUUUCUUUCUAUAGUAUCACUAUCACGACAUAAUGAUACCUGUUCUGUUCGUCAAUGUCAUCAAGGUCAUUUUCAUCCACCAUUAUUCCAUCUCACUCAACUAAUACCACAACUUGUUAAUCAUUCACAUUGUCUUCGAGAUUUCCAGUGUCUUCAUUCUCUAGAUACUCCUGAACAUUGCAAUCAAUGCUAUAUCUCGUCAUCGUUAAUGGUUCAUAAUCAUUCUUUCCAAUCGGAGAGUCUUCCGAUGAGCACAUGUUUUCACCUUUGUCAAUAUGACCCAUCGUGUGGCAUUCUUUGUCUGAAUGAACAAAAAACAGUGGCGUUGAGCUGUUACGGUUGUCAAAGUCUGCGGUCGCAUAUCAGCUGCUAUUGUAUUCAAGCCAAUCCAUUGGCACCAGGUUCUCCGAUCGUAGUUAAAAGCACUAAGAAACGAUGGAUGGAAAAACUUGGUUUACCGGCCGCUGGUUAUCUUCUUUUACUUAUUUUAUCUGUCAUUCCGUUAUUCAUCGUCAUUAAACUUAUCUAUCAACAAUUAGACCGAUGUCAAAACGGAUCAAUCGACCGGCGCACACAUGUACAUGCGAACCAAAAACUGUUCCACCGACCGUCUGCUGCAGUAUGA
Messenger RNA from Adineta ricciae, 756 nucleotides. The record is from the annotation of a GenBank genome assembly. Lineage: Eukaryota; Metazoa; Rotifera; Eurotatoria; Adinetida; Adinetidae.